Symbiodinium pilosum is the source of this 6612-nucleotide messenger RNA. The record is from the annotation of a GenBank genome assembly. NCBI's taxonomy places the organism in Eukaryota, Dinophyceae, Suessiales, Symbiodiniaceae.
GAUGAGACCCUUUCGCAGUUUGCCCUGCGCAGGGAGCAGGAAUUCCUUGGUGCAGACCGCUACUUGACCCUGCCCUCCGAGCUGAAGGCCUUCAGCCUCGAAGAAACGUCUGGACUCUCAAGGCAAGGAGUUCAGAAUCUUCGAACCUUGACAAGUGGAGCGGGCGACUUUGACCGGGUGGUGAACGCGCUCAAGAUGCUCGAUGUGGAGGAAGAACCGAUCACGAAGGGCAAGAGCAGCCUCUUCGCCGGACUCGCGCAAGCCGACGACCAGAGCGAGGACGACGAUGGCGAGUCAGACGACGACGAGGUCUCCCUCAUGCUGUACAACGACGAGGUGGAGAGCUUCCUGAUGGACAUCGAGGAUGUCGAUGAGAAGGAGGCCGUGGCCAGGUUGGCGGCGUGGGAAAAAGAGCAAGCCGAGCAGGGCAAGAAGCGCACCUGGAAGUCCAAUAAGGACCGAAAGCAGGCCCAGAAGAAGGAUCGAAGGGUCUUCGGCAAGGCUGGCCGACCCCGAAUAUCGAUCGAUGACCUCAAGCAGCGCACCAAAUGCGCGAACUGUGGGCAGAAGGGGCAUUGGAAGGCCGAAUGCACACAGCCCUACAAGCCUCGAGAUGACAAGCCCGGAGCCUCCGCGAGGAAGGCGGUGUCGUUCGUGUACCUUGGCGUCAGCGAGUCCGAGGAGUUCUUCGUUGGGUGCCCCAGCGGGCGUCCAGGCGGCGAGCGCCAGGAGCUGAACGACGAGCCCUUCCACCAGAUUCGGCGCAUGAAGGACAAGCUUCGCGAGCUCACGGACCAGGUGAUUAGUGGCGACAACGAGCACGAGGAGCCGAAGGACGAGCUCUUCCACCCGAUCAGGCGCAUGAAGGACGAGCUUCGCGAGCACUCGGACCAGGUUACCCCUGGCGACGACGAGCGCGAGAAGUUGAAGGACGAGCUCUACCACCCGAUCCAGCGCACGAUGGAUGAGCUUCGUGAGUACGUGGACCAGGUGGAGACCCAGCGCAAGGGCAAUGGCGACCUCCGCUCGUGGACUGGGAACUUGCAGAGCCUCAUCUUCCUGACCCUCGACCCCGGACAUGCCAUACUCGACAUAGGAGCCGGUCAAGACCUCAUGGGCAAGGACUCCUAUGACCGCUUGUGUGCUAGACUUGGCAGUCAAGGUCUUCAGUGCGUCCAGCUUCCGGGCGAGCCGCCUGCAGUGCAUGGAGUGGGAGGCCAAGCCAAGCCGCUGUUCCAGACCCUCAUCCCGUGCAUCUUGGCGGGUAUCCCGGGAAUUGUUCGAGCAACGGUGGUCCAGGAGAAUGUGCCGCAUCUACUCUCCGUUGGCCUUUUGGAGUCCACUGGAGCCAACAUUGACAUGAGGACCAACGUGAUCACCUACCAGGAGCUUGGGUCCCAGGAGGCCAUGAUGAGGAUGAAGUCGGGACAUAGAGUAGUGGACAUUGCCAAGUGGAAGGGCGGCCGUUUUCCGGUUCCCGCUGCCCUCAAGAGCGAAUUUCAGCUCCGAGACGGGGCCUUUAACCUGGACAGCGCGAGUGUGUCGGCAUACAUGGGGGGUGCUGAGAGAGAGAGUGGAGUUGAUGAGGGUCGUCUUGGCAGUGAAUGCGCUAGUGCACCACCACGUCAUGACUGUUCUGCCUGUGUAGGUGCAAUUGACAAACCAGUGUGUGAGGUUGUUCCUUUGACCUGUGCGUUGUUGAAGCCAAGCUCCAAAGUCAAGGAUUCCGAAGCAACCUCUUCAGCAUCAAGCCUUCGCGACUGUAGCUGCUCAGCCUGGCGCAUGCAUGGAGAACCCGGCCGAGCUCCGAUGGAAGAUCUUGACCAACCGCCUCUUGGAGGAGAAGGUGCACCCCAGCGCAAGCAGAAGUACGGCCUCUCCAAGCAGGAGCACUGCGCACACCCGGCGUCCUCUGUGGUGAACGGGGCGAACCAGUACGGAUCAUGGCAGAGAUGCCUCCUCUGCCAGACCAAGCUGACCUACACGCCGCAUCGGGUUCGACCUCAGAAGAAGUCCGGCAAGGCAACCGCCUACGUGAGCGCCCCGCCACCGAAGUCGAUGCCACGAUCCUCGGAAGCAACCUCGAGCACCCGGUCGACAUCAAAGACGGAGGGCGAGGACACGGUGUUUGCGAUUGGGAAGGCCAUGGCCGAGAACACCCACCAAAUCCAGGUGGCCAUGGCGGAGUGCAACAAGCAGGUUCUGACCGGGAUGGCCGAGAGCAACCGGCAGGUCAUGUCGGGAAUGGGAGCGAUGGUGCAGACGAUGCAGUCGAUGCAGGCCACCCAAUUCGAGAUGAUGAGGGAGGUCCGCAAUCUGGCUUCGAGCACAUCGGCGACUCCUUCGACGGCGGCAGCGAAGGCAGCUCCAACUCAGGGGCCCAUGCCGCGGGUGAAUCCCGACAACCCGAACGAGCUGGACAUGGACGGAUGUUUUUACACACUGCUGGAGGAGGGGUGCCCAGGCCGCAUUCCGGCCUUUCUCGAGGGCAAGGCUGAGAUUGAAAAGGCCGUCCACCAGGACACCGGCAAGGAGCUCGACCUGGUGAAGUGCAUGGAGACUGCCGUCAUUUGCGACAUACCUCCGCGACGAGGCUUUUCCAGAUGCUCCGGAGUCGAGAUGGCCGUCCCUUUUCGACAGGGUCUUGGAUGGCAGCUGGUCGCCAAGUACCAGCCAGAGCUCAUCGUGAUCGACCCAGUGUUCUUUGGACCUCCCGGUCGAGAAGUUCGAGCAGACCGUGGCGAGGACUACAGCCAGCUGAGGCGUGCGAAGGUCGAGGCCAUCCGGGACAGAGCGGCGCUUGAUUUUUGUGUGAACGUGGCCAGAGAGCAACUCCGAAAUGGGAGAAAGUUUCUCUUUGAAGCUCCACAGCUGCAAGGCGGCGACACGCUAGAUGGCGUUAAGGAGUUGCUUCAGUUUGAGGGCGUGACCUUCCUUCCUCGAUGCCGCGCUCCUCGAGAUGGUCGACUCCACACUUCAGCCAUCCUUACCAACGAGGUCGGCGUAGCUAUGGCCAUUCGCGGCACCAAGGAGGACGUCUCCGUGGGUGAGUGGACCGAGCGGGACAACGACACUGGGACGGAGAACGCAGAAGGCAGUGGCUCAGCGGACGACCAGGAGGAGGUCGAGGCCGGCGAGGACUUUCCGCCGUCAAGCGACGAAAAGGAGUCAGAGGUCGAGGACAAGUCCAUGAAGGCAAUGGUGCAGAAGCUACAUGAGAACAUGGGCCACCUGCCGGUUGAGAGGCUCAUUGUGGUUCUCAAGGCGGCGGGAGCCAAGGAAGAGGUCCUCGACUACCUGAGGAAGGACUUCUCCUGUGAGGUGUGCCAGAAGCGUCAGAAUCAGGUGCCGCGCCGUGUUGCGGCAUUUCCUCGAACCUAUGCUUUCAACAAGAUCCUGGGGGUGGACAUCUUCUACCUGCCCUGGAAGGAGGUACAGAUCCCGUUCCUCAACGUGGUGUGUCAUGGCACUCACUUCCAAGCCGUCUCCAUGGUCCGCCCGGUCGUUGGAGGCAGACCCUCUGGAGGAACACCGUCCUCCGAGGAAGUGUGGAAAGCGUUCAUGGACACCUGGAUGAAGCCCUUUGGAGCUCCAGAAGUUGUCAUCACCGAUGGAGGACCAGAAUUUGAAAAGCGUUUCGCCCGUGGCUUGGAACAAGUCUCUGUGUUUCAACAUGUGGUUGAUUCAGAGAGCCCCUGGCAAAAUGGACGAGCAGAGCGCCAUGGCGCCUUUGUCAAAUCCAGGGCCAAGAGGGAGAUUGCAGAAGGCCCAGCAAUUGUCAACACUUUGGAGGACCUCGAGCUGCUGGUCAAUCACAUGGUGAUCUGCAAGAACAACUGGUACUCCAGAUCGGGCUUCUCUCCGGCACAGCUGGUCUUUGGUCGUGGAGCCGCGGCCGACCCCCUGGAGUUGGACGAGCCUGGCAAGGAGUUCCACAAAUGCAAUGCCAUUCGACAACGAGCCCGCGAGUUGACCUUCGAAGCGUACGCCAAGGAGAGAGUUCAACGAGCAGCGAGGGCACAGCGCCACCGCUACCAGCAGUUCUCACCCGGCCAGUGGGUGUACGUGUACCGCAGAGCCCCUCAGCGGUCUCGAUGGACGGGACCUGGACUGGUGCUGCUUCACACCGGCACCACCGUGUGGGUGGCAAUGAGGGCACGGCUGUGGAAGUGCAACGUGGACCAAGUCCGACCAGCCUCGGCGACGGAGGCCGUGGGAGUUGAGGUCAAGGACAUGUGUGGCAAGCGAGCUGGGGCGGUGGACGUCGCCAAAGAAGGGACCCCGCCAGAGGACACCUGGCGAGCCCCAGUUGCUGAAGAAGAGCCUCCUCCACGAGUGCCAUCCCCAGAAGAAGCCGAGGCCGCGGAACCGAGUCCCCCUGUUAGAGGAGAAGAACUUCGAGAAGCUCGUGUCGACCUUCCACCUCCUCGUGCUUCAGGUGGCAUGCCGCGGCGAAUCUCCAUCGAGAGCACGACUGUGCCGAGCGAGGCAAGUGAAGGGUCCCACCCAGAGGCACCUCACGCGAAGAAGUCCAGAGGUGCAGCCUCCUCCGCCGGCAUCACAGCCGGAGCAGGCCAGACGGAGAGAGCACGAGGCUCCCAAGAUCUGCCUGAUCCACCACUAGCUCGAGGCUCGGAUGAGGUACCACCACCUCCGCCGGCUCGGCGGCGAUCUCGAUCACCCGUGCCACCAGUGCAACGAGCUGCUUUAAAAGAGGCCCAGGACCGCUACCUCGAGAAGAUGAGAAAGGAGGCUGACUUGGAGACUAGCCACCUUUAUGAGGACUUGGACUUUGACAGCCUCAGCGACAUCUCCUUCGACGAGCUCCUCUCCGCACAUCGCAAAGGAUGGGAACAAGGCCGUGUGGCGAAGGAGACCUACGUUGCCAUUGAAGAGAAUGAGGAGGACAAGCGUGGAUUUGCUGAGUCCGACAUCAAGGAAUGGCAGAGCGUUCGCGGCAUGAAUGCCGUGAACACACCGGGGAAGAAACCCACUCCGGGUGUUGGCUCCUUCAAGUACAAGUCCCGGUGGUGCGUUCUUGGGUUUGGUGACCCAGAUGUUGAGAGUCUCAAGACCUUCGUGCCCACCCCGCAGACCGAGGUGAUCAACAUCUUCUUCCAGACGGCCCUGGCAAGCCACUCAAGAGAGCAGCUGGACGCCUCUUCGCCGAACCGUGUCCUCGGAGAGCACGACCUCAUUGAGCUCAUGGUGGCCGUGUAUGGACUCGAAGACGCCCCUGUGAGCUGGGCCGAGACCGUGAGUGAGUUCCUGUGCGAUGAGAUGGGGUUCCGCAAGAGCUUCCUUGACCCCUGUCUGUUUAUCAAGCAGGACCUGGGCAAGCCCGUCAGCCACCGGGUCAAGGCGAUGAUCCUCUUGGAAGUUGAUGACUUUAACGUGGCGGCCCGUACCGACUACCAGAGUGAGCUGCUUGGGCGCCUCCGUGAAUGCUUCCUCUUCGGAAAAUGGGAAUAUGAUGAGGCGGACUUCAAUGGGCGUCACAUCCGGAUGAGCAGCAGUGGCGUUCACAUGCGUCAAGAGAAGUAUGUGUUAGAAAAGAUACACACUGUGGAGCUCAGCCGAGGUCGGAGGAGCCAGAAGGACAGCCUGCUUGUGGGGGAGGAGAUCGACGCCUUCCGAUCCAUGUUGUACCGGAUAAGUUGGGUUGCUCAUCAAACCCGCCCCGAGGCUGCCGGCAUGGUGAGCAUCCUGAGCUCGAGGUUGCAGCUCGCCACUGUGCAGGAUGCGGUGACCCUCAACAAGAUGGUGGGCCACCUAAGGUCUACGGCACGUCAAGGCAUCCGGCUACAACCCUUCGACCCCGAGAAGAUGACGUUCAUUGGGGUGAGCGAUGCUGGAGGUGUCGACGGCAUCACCAAGACCACAGGUGAUGAUGGACUGCUGGAAGACCCUGUCCAAGGCUCAUGGAUCAUCUUGGGCAGCGAUCGCGUGCCCACGCAUGAUCAACAGCUCAAGGUGUCGGUGCUGUCAUGGAGGUCGACCAAGCUUCGAAGAAGAGUGACCUCCACCCUGGCUUCCGAAACGCUGGCGUUCUCCCAAUGCUUGGGCGAGAUCGAGUGGAUGCAGGUGCUCUAUCGUGAUGUGGUCUAUGGCGAUGUCAAUCCUGAGAUGUGGCGGAACGUUGUUCAGCCGUUCUCCUGUCUGCUCCGGAGUGGGAGCGAGCUUGCUGGGCGUCAAGAGCAAUGCGGCAUAACUGACGCUAAAUCGCUCUAUGAUGCGCUCGUGAAGAGGCACCCGGCAAGCCGACAAGACAGGCGCACUGCUUUAGAACUGGCGGCCAUUAUCGACUCAAUGGCCCGAGCUGGCUCACUUGUGCGUUGGACGCCGCACCAACGGAUGAUUGCUGACCUCCUCACGAAGGCGGAUGUCACGAAAGGAAAUGGAGCCUUGCUGCACAUGCUGAAGUCUGGGAACCUCCGCAUCGAUGAGGAGAAGAAUGAGCUUCAGCGUCGGCACGAUGGCGCUGCGCGGUCCAGAACCAGGGCGGCUACUGAGCGCCUGCUGCAGAGCGAGGCUGAGGAUGAGCAAUCCUCCUUCCUUCUUCUUUUCCUGAGGAUGGCCUCAAAGGUCAGGAAAGAUUACGGGGAGCUGUAG